CGAGCUGACUCAGUGUGAACGCUUCCUCUUAGUUGACAACAGCGAGUGUAACUGGGUAGUGAAUACAACUAGCCGACAACACACAGCCGGUAAACAAUUAGCUUAGCAAAGAUUAUUUGCAUUGUUAUGUGUUGUGCAUCACCGAGGUUAGGAGGACACACAGCAUGCACCCUGGAUGCUCCAUUUGUUUAUCCUACAGCCAAGUACACUGUAUGUGACUAAGAUUUGAAGGCAGGUGUGGAUUGAGUGAAACUUUGUCAUCAAUCCCCCAAUACAUCCAUCCAUGUGUAUAAUUUUCUUCAAGUUUGACCCCCGGCCUGCAUCCAAAAAUGCCUACAGGCUAAUUUUGGCUGCAAACAGAGAUGAGUUCUACAACAGGCCGUCCAAAGCUGCAGACUUCUGGGGGAGCAACAGUGAGAUCCUCAGCGGCCUGGACCUGGAAUGUGGUAAGGAGGGAGGAUCAUGGCUGGGGAUCAGCAAGCGAGGCAAACUGGCUGUAAUCACCAACUACAUGGAAGGACGCCCCAACCCCGACGCACAAGGAAGAGGAUUUCUAGUGUCUAACUACCUUACGGACAAGGAUCUGGACAGCUACUCUUACCUAAAGAAGGUGUCGACAGACGGCCACCUGUACAACGGCUUCAACCUCCUCACAGCGGAGUUCAAAGCCAAACAAGACACUGUGUGUUACUAUGGAAACAGAGGCAGCCCUGAACCCAUCCAUCUAAAACCAGCAGGAAUCUAUGGCUUGAGUAAUUCGCUGCUGGAAACUCCGUGGAGGAAACUGCUGCAAGGCAAACGCCACUUCACCAGCGUGGUCAGCGACCAAUCGCUGUCCUGCGAUGGACUGGUGCAAGAGCUCCUUAAAGUCCUCAAUAAUGACGAACUGAACACACCUGAUCCAGCUCAGGAGAGCCAGGGCAAUGGUUACAGCAAGGACAUGGUCCAGGCUCUGUCUGCAGUGUUUGUUCGCAGCCCUCGAUACGGCACGAGGACCAAUACAAUCAUCCUGAUUGACGCAGAAGGUAAUGUGACCUUCACAGAGCGCACCAUGCUCAACUGCGACGCAAGCAAUUGGAGCACCAGUUCUUUCCAGUUCAAACUGCAGGAGUGAAGACAUGACGAAGGAAACCCACUCUGUGCCUUUCUGCAUCUCCUUUCCUUCCAUCUCCCCCUCUCCCCCCCUCAAGCUGCACCAUAGCAGCUACGUGAACACGAAGACUCGUCUGCACUUUCUAUUUCUUCAGCUAGUCGACACUAGCCGCCUCAUUAACAUCAGUGAUAUGUACUUCUCAUUCUUGAUUUAAGUUAAAAAGAAAAAUAAUGAAAGUAUUUUGAAAAUGUGUGCUAAUUUAAAAAGAUUGCCAAAGAACAUUUAUACGGAAAAUAUUUUACCUACAUUUCACAAAACGGCUGGGUUGGGUUGCUUUAAAAAAAUCAAUACCAUUUACAGAUUGCUGCAAACCUGCUUUGAAAUGCAAUCAAUACCGUCACGCACAAGAUAUUUUAAUGCAAUCUUAAUUUAUUCUUUUUGGUGUCAUGUUUUUACCCGUAAAUACAUGAUAUGGGGUGAAUAUACAUUUUAUGCACAUUUUCCAGACUACAAUUUAGAAUACUUUUCUGUUUGGGAAAUCAUUGGGUCACCAGUAUUUUUCUAGAAAAUGUGUAAUCUGAUUUAAAUUUACAGUACUUGUUAUAGAUUAGAGUUACCAACUACUUUUUAAAGGUUGGAUUACUGUAACCCUGUUACAAGUAACGCAUUAGUUAUGCCCCAACCCUGCACAACAGUAGCCUCAGUGGUGGUUACAACAAAAUAAUGUUGAAUACAAAACAGUUUCAGGCACUGGAUCUCCGACCACUUCCAUGGUAGAAUAAUGCAUUUUACAGCUGCUUGACAAUAAAAACAAUUUAUCAAAACACUCA
Molecule: messenger RNA, 1923 nt
Organism: Sebastes umbrosus (honeycomb rockfish)
Lineage: Eukaryota; Metazoa; Chordata; Actinopteri; Perciformes; Sebastidae
Gene: tango2
Product: transport and golgi organization 2 homolog (Drosophila)
Exons: 10
Coding region: 284-1114 (276 amino acids)
Biological process (GO): Golgi organization; protein secretion
Cellular component (GO): Golgi apparatus
Source: RefSeq, a predicted model, not a curated record